AAACCACCAGAAUCAGAAUUCUGUAGUUUAAAUCUGAUUUUAAUAACAGCUGAUCUUCAAUGUAAUAAAGUAUAGGAUAGUCAUUUAUUAUAAAGGACAGUUAGAGUGAAACAGGCUGAUCACCAGCUGAUCAUAGUUUAAGACCACCGCCUUUAGAAGCCAAAACCUGCACAAACAUCUGGAUUCCAUGUCACUUCCUGUCAGGUUUUCACAGCCAUGACUUCCUGAUGGCAGAAAGCUUUCUGUCUCUGAAGGUGGUGGAUGGUUGAGGUCUUCAUCACUGCUGAGGUGGACGCAGUCAGACGGUCAUUCUGCAUUUCUUAAAACAUCCUGAGGGUUAUAGUCCCAAAAAGUCAAGCAGUAGACCCAGAAACAUCUCACCAGCAAUGAGCCGGAGGAUCUGAUUGGAUGAACAUCAAGAUAAGACGAUCCUGGACCCAGAAUAAGACCCUUACUGGUCCUGACUGAAGUCCAGGAACCAUCAGACGGCAUCUGGAGGGAAGGACUUAAUCAGGUCCACAUCUCCUUCAACGUCCACGUCUCCUUCAUUGACGUCCACGUCUCCAUCAACAUCCACAUAACAACCACGUCUCCCUCAACGUCCAUGUCUCCUUCAACAUUCACGUCUCCUUCAACGUUCACGUCUCCUUCAACAUUCACGUCUCCUUCAACGUCCACGCCUCCUUCAGUGUCCACGUCUCUUUCAACGUUUGGACUUUGCAAGAAGCACCAAACAUGGGACACCGAAAGGUGGAACAAAGUUUUAUUCUCUGAAGAGAAAGAAUGGAACCUUGAUGUUUCUGAUGGUUUCCAACGUUACUGGAUGACGAGGAAAUCCACACUUUUAUUUCUGUUUUGAGAUUUUUCAGUUUUUUUUUUAGCUCUGGUCUUAAACUUUAGAUCAGCUGAUGAACCUGUUUCACUUUAAUUAUUGUUUUCUAUAAAUUUCUCCCUCAGUUUAUCUUCUCUUGCUCCUGUUUCUUCUUUUUACAUUUUGAAGCUCUUCUUAGAACCUUCUUAAUAUCCAACAGUGCAAAAUGCAAUUUCUUGUAAUUUUUCAGCUGGUUUGAAAAUCUUGAUCAGUUGUGUGUAUAAUAAUAAUAUUCCUGGAACAUUCUGCCUUUUUUAUUCAUUUUAUUGCCUUUUUUUAAUUAAUUUUCGCUGCAGACUCAGAGAGUGUUGGUAAAUUGGAUUUGUCGGCGUCUCUCACCUCGUCACACCCUCGCCUCCCAUCACUCCCCAUCACUCCCCCGUUGUUCUGCAGCCCCUCCUCCAUCAGUGAUCAGAGACUCUCACUUCACUCAAACACUCGUUAUUCACCACAGCUCUGCCUCUCCAGCCUCUAGUGUGUGUCUGUUCACUUGUGCGUGUAGCUGGUGUGUGUGUGUGUGUUCAGUCGGUGUGUGUGUUCAGUGUGCGUGUGUUCAGUGUGUGUGCGUGUGUUUCUGGUGUGUGUUUGCGUGCCGAUGCGUCGCCGGUGAACAGGUGUCUCCAUCCUGAUCGGAGCUCCAGCAGGGAGCAGACGGAGAACGUUAGCCCAGGAUCGAGCACCGCCGCUGGGGACAGCCGCAGCCUCUCCCUCCCCUGGAGAUGAUCCAGAGCUGCGGAGAGCCGGAGGUGGGAAGGAGGCUGCAGUCGGAGAGAUUUAACCCGAUGGAGGAGCCCUGCAGGCUGGCACGGAUUUGCUGCUGAUCAGGAACUUUUGGCUCAGUUCUGAUCCGAGCUGGACGCUGCUGCUGGUCUUUCUCCAGGGCUGGUUUAGAAGAACAUUUUAAAGGUGAAGAAGCGUCAUCAGGUGACAGUUUUACAUCAGAUCUGUUGCUUUAACGUAGAUGGAACUUCCUCAGCUUCUUCUUGUUCAGUCCCGAUUCCUCUGGAAGGAUCGUUUCUUCAGAUGAACCAGAACAAUCGGACAGUAAAAUCUCCCGUUUGGGCCAGAGGUGGAACCAGAAGGCAGCAGGAGAUGCUCUGAUCAAAGACCUGAGGCCUCUGUUUCAUACGGGAAUCCCCCGAACCUCGCUCAGCCUGGACAGCAGAGGCCUCCCGGUGGUCCUGACCCAGCAGAUGCAGAACCUUCAGCUGUCCCAGAGCAGGAAGCUUCCUGGAGGUCCGGCGUCUCCCAGCGCCGCCAAGCGCCUCUACAGGAACCUGUCGGAGAAGCUGCGAGGAAGCACCUCGUCCUUCGAGGAUGCCUACUUCUUCGGCAAGACCGACCGACUGCGGAAAGCCUCGACGAUGCAGGGCAGUGACUGCAUCUUUGAGGCGGUGGAGCAGCAGGAUUUGGACGCCGUUCAGAUUCUCCUCUACCAGUUUUCGGCUGAGGAGCUGGACCUGAACACGCCCAACAGCCAGGGCUUGACGCCGCUCGACAUCGCCAUCAUGACCAACAACACGCCCAUCGCCAAGCUGCUGCUGAAGGCCGGUGGCAAGGAGAGUCCUCACUUUGUGAGCGUGGAGAGUCGUGAGGCCCACCUGAGUUCUCUGGUUCUAGAGGCGGAACGUCGGGCUGCAGAUCUAGCGGCUCAGGCCCAGAGAGACGGACUUUCUCUGGAGGCCUGUCACAAGGACAAGCAGCUGAGAGCCUGGGAGUGGAGGAGCAAACUGUACAAACGCAUGAAGACGGGCUUCCAACACGCACGUGCCCCGGAGGCCCCGUCUCUGGUCCGUCUGAGCGUGAGCAGUAGCACCACGCUGACCGUCACCUUCCAGGAGCCUCAGUGUCUGAACUCCACCGUGGUGACAAAGUACAGAGUGGAAUGGAGCUGUCUCAAGGAUUUCUCACUGUUAGCUGGAGAGUUGGUGUUAGACAACCUGCAGAGCCUGAAGUGUACCAUCAGCAGCCUCACCACGGGUCGACUGUACUACGUUCGAGUGUCUGCGUACAACAUGAAGGGUUGGGGUCCUCCCGCCUCCUCGCUGCCUCCAUCUGCUGCUCCGUCCAACUGGAGGGAGGCCGACGGCAGGGAGCCCCGGAGACGAGGCCACAUCGAGGCCAUGGAGCGUCUGCUGCAGCAGGUCCGAGCCACCCACACCCACUACUGCUGUGGAGACGCCUCCAAGCUCCAGAAUCCCAGCAGGAAACAGUCGGUCUCCAGAAGUUUGAAACAUCUUUUUAACUCCUCCAACAAGUUUGUGAAAACGCUGAAGAGGGGGAUCUACUUGGCUGCAGUGUUCUACCAUAAAGACAGUCUUCUGGUCACAGCUGAAGAUCAGAUUCCCAUCGUGGAGGUUGAUGAUUCCUACAGCAGCUCUCUGAUGCAGGACUUCCUCUGGUUCACCAAGCUGUCCUGCAUGUGGGAGGACGUCCGGUGGCUCAGACAGAGCAUGUCCGUGUCCAUGUCUUCAUCCUCCACCCUGCAGGCUCGACACAAGAUGCUGACGGCGGCUGGACAGCUGCAGAGCCUCUUAGGAACCCACAACCUGGGCCGGGUCCACUACGAGCCCAUCAAGGAUCGCCAUGGGAACGUUCUGCUGGUGACCAUCAGAGACACGGAGAGUCAACAUUCUCUGUUCAGUGGGAAAUGGAUGCAGGUGACCAAACUGCAGAGUCAGAGGAAGAGUCUGUCCACACCUGAGGAGCCGUACGCCCUGGACAUCCUCAUCAUCACCAUCCAGGACAUUCUGGCCUACCAGCGUCGCAGCACCCACCGCUUGGCCCCGGGACUCUACCUGGGAUACCUGAAGCUUAGCAGCUCCGUGGACCAGAUCAAGGUUCUGGUGUCCCAACGGACCCCCAACAUGCUCUGUCACAGCCGGAUCAGGGACAAUGCCAACGUGUCCAGGGAGGAGUGGGAGUGGAUCCAGACGCUGUCGGCUACAGGUGAGAAGGAACGCAGCGGUAAUGACAGCGAGGAGGCGGAGCCCAGAGCAGAAAGCCAUGCCCCCUUACUGUACUACGAGCUGCAGACGGCCAUCAAGGCGCUGCUGAAGCUCGUCAACCUACCUCUGCACCAGGCCCGUCACUUCCGCCUCUACAGUCAGGAGGUCGUUGAACUCGGUCACGGCGUCUCAUUCCUGCUGCUGCUGCCGGCGGCCGAUGAUGUUUGCUCCGCCCCUGGACAGUCCAACCCCUACAGCCCGCUGUCAGGAUUCCUCCACCUCCCUCUGCAGAUGUUCGAACUCGUCCACUUCUGCACCUACAAGGAGAAGUUCAUCAGCCUGUACUGCCGUCUGUCCUCCGUCCUGGACCUGGACGCCCUGAUUACCCAGCAGGCCUUGAGGGAGGCCAUCACUGACGGAGAGGUGACCACGGCCAAGCAGAGACACCAGCUGAUCCUGGACUACAUCCAGCAGCUGGAUGAAAUGCGUCGUGACCUGCGCUGGAUAACGGAUGCGCUGCAGUCCGCCCGUUACAAGCAGCCUCGCGGCGGCGUCCCCAUCACCUGCCUGGUGGACGCUAGCGCCCCGGAGUCCGACUCCGGCCAACAGAAGACCGACUCCACCUCGUCCACCCUGGACUACCUGCCCACGCCGUCGCCAUCACCAGAGCUGCGCCGCCGGAAAGGCAUCAGCGACUCUCUGCUCGGCUCUGAUGAAGACGCCUCCUCGGAGGUUUUCCUGCCGACCGACAGCGACUACGACUCCAGCGAUGCUCUGAGUCCCCGAGAACUCGACCUGCUGUACUCACCGGGCGCCGAUCUUUCCCAGCAGGCCGUUCACUCGCUGGGCGGCAGCGCUCCGGACGUCCUGCAGAUCCACGAGCUCAGGUACAGCGUCUGUCCUCCUAGAGACCUCCCCCUGUCUCCAGGGGUGAGGGAUAAGUCGUCCCCCCUGCUGCCCAGCUCCCCGUCCCUUCCUUUGUCCCCGUCUCUGUCCAACGCCACCAGGACUCUGGAGGGUCUGUCGCUGUCUAAGGAAGGCUCCGCCCCCCUCAGGGCCCUCGCCAACCCGCCCACCAAACGUAAGCUUCUGUCCCGGAGCCACCGGGGGCAGUACUUCAGCGGCCCCCAGCGCUGGCUCCGGGGCAACGGCGACACCACCGGGUCCCUGUGCGAGGGCGUCUACACCAAGCAGCCCGACCCCGACCUGCCCUCGCCGCAGGGCAGCACCUACGUAAGCCACGCCUCCUGCGUCCUGGAGAGCCGUAAGGGCCGACACCGGGAGCCCCGGCCCCAUGUUCGCAGGAUCUUCGUGGAGCCCUGCAAGGAGCCGAGCUGGGAGGAGGAGCCGGACGGCGGCACCAGGGAGGCUGUGAAGGCGGCUGGCGUGUCGGUGGUCGUGUCUGGAGGUGAGGGGGAGGAGCCUGAGGGGGAGGAGCCUGAGGGAGCCGCUGCCCAGGAAGUGGACUCAGACGACCAAACCAACACGCAGGUGUCGGAGAUCCUCAGCAGCACACUGUAGAACACCUCUGAUUGGCCGGCCAGCAGCCCUCCCAUCUCACACCUCCACAGACUGUAAACUCAAGUUGCUGGUUCAACUCCGCCAAGCCUCAGAACCCAUGGCUUCGACUGUUACGCAGAAAAUAAUCAAUGCAACGAGAAACUGAGCACUGCUUCUCCCACCAGGAACUUUGCACACGACUCUGAAGGUCGACCAAAAAAAACAAAAAACAAAACAAAACCAGAAACUGAACGCUGGUCUGACUGUGUUGGGUUCUGUCGGCAUGGAUUCUGCUCUACUUGAAGUGAAUGUACAGUCCGUCUGUUCGUGGUCUCCUGUGACGAUUGAGCUUUUAGUGUCAACUUGUGGUCGAAUUGAAGAAAAAAAAGAUCUCUAUUUACCCUCCGAGCACGUGACCUGCCUCAGUCACCAACUAAACCUGAAAGUAUUUUUGUAUUCUUUUAUCUGUGUUUGUUGGCAUGAAGUAGUCUGUAGCUGUUGGUUUCUUUGGACUCGAGCUUCGUCGUCGGGUCGGUUCCCGGUCGGUUCCCGGUCGGUUCCCGGUCGGUUCCCGGUCGGUUCCCGGUCGGUUCCCGGUCGGUUCCCGGUCGGUUCCCGGUCGGACCUGACGCCGUUUGUGUUGUGCCGUUUUUGUUUUUCUGCUUCAUGUCGUGUUCUGGAAGGCUGCUGGUGUUUCUCCUCUUCAGUUCUUUACUCUCAACGUGCACAAAAACUGACUGACUGCAUUCUGAGAUCCAGCAGGAGUGAAGUUACAUCACUGAAAUGUUAAAUACUUCUGAGCUGUGUCACCUCUUAGUAAGAAGAAUAUUUCCUCUCAUGAACUUCAAAUCAGCUGCUUCAGAAGAACUACAUCGAAAAUUCAGGCCUCCAAGAAGUGAAGUAAACGACUCAAAAACUGUUCAAAAUAGUUUUAAAAUUGUCCAAAACUGGCCAAAACUUUCCCUAAAAGAAAUUUGAAAUCACUUUAAACACAUCUACGAUUAUAAAAUGGAUCCAAAAUGACAUAAAAUUGUUCGUAAUGACUUGAAAAUUGUCUAAAAUUAGUUAAAACAUGUCUGAAAUAACAAAACAUGUAGAAAGUGACUCAAAUUUUGUCUGAUAUUAGUUGAAAAUUGUCCAAAAUGACAAAUAUUUACAAAAUUGCUCCAAAAAAAAAAUCCAAAAUCACUUUAAAUACGACCACAAUUACUCAAAAUUGGUCCAAUAUUACUCAACAGAUGUCCAAAAUAAGGUGAAAAUUAUCCAGAAUGACAUGAAAUUUGUCUGGCAUAAUGAAAAAUUUCAUUAAUGACUCAAAAAAAAGCAUCCAAAAAGACCCAAAUUUAAGUUAAAAAAAAGUUCUCUGAAAAAACAAAACGUGUCCAAAAUAACUGAGAUAUUUUCCAAAAGUAGUUAAAAUUUCCCAAAAUGCCUCAACUUUUGUCCAAUAUUAAUUAAAAAUACUAUCCAAAACGACUUUAAAUAGUUCCAAAAUUUACCAAAAUUUGUCCAGAAUAAUGAAAAAUGUCAUUAAUUAAUCAUAAAAACUUCCAAAAUGAGCCAACUAGUUCAUAGUGACUUAAAAGUGGUCUAAAAUUAGUUUAAAAUUGUCUGAAACAAUAAAAUUUGUAGAAAAUGUCUCAAAUGUUUUUCAAAAUUUGUUAAAAUUUCCCUAAAUGGCUCCAAUUUUGUCCAAUAUUAGUUGAAAAUACUGUCCAAAAUCACUUUCAGUAGUUCCACAAUUAAUCGAAAUGUGUCCAAAAUUACUCAAAAUUUGUUCAGAAUGGUGAAAAAUGUCAUUAAUUAAUCAUGAAAACAUCCAAAAUGAGCCAAACUUCCAGCUGUGGACCUGAAUUUCAAUAAAAAUCUAAAGUGGUAUUUUAGAGAGCGUACUCUGCUGUUAGAAGUAAUCUGAUUACUGUGAGGCGGUACAGUUUUAGAAGUAUUUCCAAUAUUCCGGUGAUAUUUCCCAGCUUCUGUCUGAACGUGCACACAUUCUUUAUGCACACUGUUUUAAUCUUUGCACAUUGAACUAUGGAAUAAAAGUUAAUGGAGGGUUUCUGACCCGUGGCAGCUUCUA
Messenger RNA from Amphiprion ocellaris (clown anemonefish), 7399 nucleotides. It is a transcript of the gene ankfn1a, whose product is annotated as ankyrin repeat and fibronectin type III domain containing 1. Bases 2065 to 5340 code for a protein of 1091 amino acids. Gene Ontology annotation, molecular function: protein binding. Gene Ontology annotation, cellular component: spindle. The transcript is spliced from 21 exons. Gene Ontology annotation, biological process: regulation of establishment of bipolar cell polarity; establishment of mitotic spindle orientation. The record is from RefSeq and is a predicted model, not a curated record. Lineage: Eukaryota; Metazoa; Chordata; Actinopteri; Pomacentridae.